CAAACUCUGCAUCCCCAAAAUUCACUCACUCCUCCCCCCCAAACAUUUCUGCCAAUUUCCCAAUUUUCAAUUCCUUCAGCUUCUGAAGAUCAUCUUCUCUCUCUCUCUCUCUCUCUCUCUCUCUGCCAUUUGUUUGGAGGGAAAGGGCUGGUUUUUAUUGCCCCUGUUCCUCCCAUUCUUUCCUCUGUUUUACUCUGCAAUUCCUCUGUUUUUUCGUUCAACUAUGGAGACGGCGCAGCAAUAUCCGAUCCCGUUCUCGUAUCAUGACGCCAUCGACAUCCAGUCAUCACUCUCGCAGCUCAUACUAAACAGCGGUGCCAGCCCAUUAGAUUCGAUCUUCUCGUUCUGUGACCCGGCGCCCCAGAUCAUGGCAAGCCCGAGCCCGGAGUCCUUAGGCUCCUCUGUUUACCUUCGGCAGCGGGAAAUCCUUGACAAAUUCUCUGAGGAAACGCGAUUGAGAAACCCCAGAGAUGGGACGAAGAUCACUGCAGCGGCUGCUCAGAUUCACAGCGAUGACGGCGGCCGCGGCAGCAGCCUCAAGAAGAAGCUGUACAGGGGAGUGAGGCAAAGGCACUGGGGAAAAUGGGUGGCCGAGAUCAGGCUGCCCCAGAACAGGAUGAGGGUCUGGUUGGGUACCUACGACUCCGCCGAAGCAGCUGCCUAUGCCUACGACAGGGCGGCCUACAAGCUCCGAGGAGAGUACGCCCGCCUCAACUUCCCGAACCUCAAAGACCCGAGCAAGUUGGGCUUUGGGGAUUCCUCGAGGCUUAACUCCCUCAAGGCCGCAGUCGACGCGAAGAUCCAAGCCAUCUGUCAGAAGGUGAGGAGGGACAAGGCCAAGAAAGGCUCGAAGAAAAACGAAAAGAAGACUGACUCCCCUCCUUCGACUUCGAGCUCGCCCUCGUCUUGCCCAUUGCAGUCCGAGAGCAAUCAGGCGGUCUUAGAGGAGGACGAGAUGUGGAAGUGCGCUAGUUCCCUGCCUUCAGCAGCCUCAUCGGUGGAUUCCGCCAUCGGGUUCCCGGAGGAAUCGGAAUUCGAGGUCUAUUCCCUCUCCAAAAUGCCGUCCUUCGAUCCCGACCUGAUAUGGGAAAUUCUGGCUAAUUAAUUAGUUAGUAUGAAUUUGAUUAGGCAAGGAACCUCUCAGGAGUUUUGCUCAUUAUUAGUUUUCUUUUUCUGAGUGAACCACGGAAAUAAUCCAGUCGAGCCACAUCGACCCACUGAGGGGAAAAGCUCUCACAGCGUACAUUUUCUGCAUUCACAAGUACUCGAAAUCGAGACUUUAUUUAACUGGAACAAACGCUGAAUCGCUUGAACCAAUCGACUUUAGUUGCUAAUUAUUAGUUUAAAAUGUAAAUUUUAGCUCUUUUUUUUUUCCCCUAGUUUUUUUUGGGGUUAAAUUAGUUCUUCUUUUCUUCUUUAAUUGGAUAGGUAUCGGAGAGCUUUUCCAUGCAGUUUAUUGAUGAUGUCGGCGAAAAUUGCCAUUUUGGUCCUUUUCCUCAACUAAUAUUUGUUCUAUAAUUA
Punica granatum (pomegranate) is the source of this 1521-nucleotide messenger RNA. NCBI's taxonomy places the organism in Eukaryota, Viridiplantae, Streptophyta, Magnoliopsida, Myrtales, Lythraceae. The record is from RefSeq and is a predicted model, not a curated record.